Panicum hallii is the source of this 1004-nucleotide messenger RNA. Its product is annotated as glycine-rich cell wall structural protein-like. The coding region runs from base 199 to 714 and encodes 171 amino acids. The record is from RefSeq and is a predicted model, not a curated record. Lineage: Eukaryota; Viridiplantae; Streptophyta; Magnoliopsida; Poales; Poaceae. The transcript is spliced from 2 exons.
CUCCACAUAAAUCCACAGGGAUGAAGGUCCAUACUACUGCACCCAACAUAAGGCUGGUUACACUGAAAACAAGAAACACGAUGAUCAACCUUCUCAAACCCUGACAUCCAACCAUUCUGUAUCAAUCACCUCAACGGUCUCAUAUGUUAGUGUGCAAACCUCCAGCUCGAUCAGCUGGCGCAUAUACACGCGUGCAGCAUGUGCCUGCGUGUGGCCAGCGGCUGCUAUAUAAAUAGCACCAGAGACACCGGUGCAUUCUCAUCAUCAAGAGCUUCAGCGUCAGCAAUUCAUACAAGCAUGGCUUUCAAGUCCCCGCUUCUGCUUGGCAUUGUCCUGGCCUCCCUGCUUCUCCUCACACAGGAUGUAACUGCCGCUACCGAUCGGCUCACUGACAAGGCCAAAGAAUCUGAUGGGAAGCCUACAGGUGGGGAUGGCGCCAACGAAGAGAAGAUGGGGCAUGGACAUGGGUAUGGGUAUGGUGGUGGUGGUUACAGUGGAGGAUACGGCGGCGGCUAUGGCGGCUAUACACCAGGACAUGGUUGGUAUGGUGGAGGAUACGGAUAUUACCCUGGACAUGGUGGUGGAUACGGUGGCGGAUACGGUCACCCUGGGCAUGGUGGUGGAUAUGGCCAUUACCACGGUCAUGGUGGUGAAUAUGUUAGCAGACAUGGAGGAUACGGUGGUGGUGGUGGCUCCAGUGGCGGUUGGCACUGAACUUCAAAGCAUCGUUACCAUUAUGUGUGUUUUAUGAAAUAUACAUUGUGUGCGUUGUAUCCUGAUCAAUAAACCAUCAUGAAUACUUGCCUGCAUGCAGCAUAUGUCAUCUGUUAAAGUGUCUUAAUAUGUACCUUUCAGUGUUGUUGUAAAUGUGUUACCACUCCAUAGGUUGUGCCAGCCAUCGGCAUGCCAUCUAGCAUCUGUAGUGUUGAGUGUGAAAGUAAAAGAGAGAUGAAAGUGAUUUUGUUGUAUUUCAUUGAUGGGGAACCACUCCUUUUAUUUAUACA